AUGGCUUCAGCGUACGAACUGGAGCCCUGGUGCGCGGCGGACGCUCCUGGCCAUGAGACGAAGGGUCUGGUACCCAUCGUGGCCCACGAGGAGCUGUAUCCGAGCUUCACGACCGAGAAUGAGUUCCCCUUUGCUGUGCAAGGCAAUAUCGACCCGUGGGUGGUGGAUCAGCUGGGCUGGAAUGCUCACAGCGAAUUCGCCAAAAUGGCCGAGACCCAGCGGUACCCGCAGUCGUGGGUGAAGGCUGGUCUGACGAUCCACUCCGCUGGCGGCAAGUGGGAGAACUGGGAGGACUCGAGCGCUGGCUAUAAUCAAGAUCAACUUUAUGCCGCUCCGUUAGCCCCAAAUGCAGAACGACAACGGUGGAAUUCCCUCAUGGCUACUCAAAGAGCCCUCUUCAUGACUCCAUCGGUGCAACAGACAGCCUUUCCAACUUUCCCAGGAUCCCCAAUUUCCGAUCCCUCUGGCACACCGGAAACCAGCCAUGCUUCCUUCGGCCGCUGGGAGACCGACCACGACAGCGAAGACAUGCAAUCUUCUCGAUCUCCAGACACCCCAAAUACAAAUGCAACCAUGUCAGAUAGGUUUGCCUAUGCCUCUUCCUCACAUCAUAUGGAAGAGGAAGAAUACCCGACAACACUAGAAAUGCCAGAUGGAAGUACCCGCAGAACGUCCAACUGGCUGCCGGUAGAUGCAAGUGCCGGGUUCACCAUUGGGGCGGACCAGCUUGGUCCGGCUCAAGAACAACAUGAGAUGCACAACUUUCAUGAGAUGCAGGGGGCUUUCAUCCCAGCAGACCCGAUCGGAUGGACAUACAACCAGUGA
Molecule: messenger RNA, 825 nt
Organism: Penicillium daleae
Lineage: Eukaryota; Fungi; Ascomycota; Eurotiomycetes; Eurotiales; Aspergillaceae
Exons: 2
Coding region: 1-825 (274 amino acids)
Source: RefSeq, a predicted model, not a curated record